Molecule: messenger RNA, 375 nt
Organism: Pyricularia grisea
Lineage: Eukaryota; Fungi; Ascomycota; Sordariomycetes; Magnaporthales; Pyriculariaceae
Exons: 2
Coding region: 126-347 (73 amino acids)
Source: RefSeq, a predicted model, not a curated record
CUGUAUCGGAGUGGCCUGGCCGCAAAGAAAAAGAAACCCUGAAUGACACCUCCCAUACGUAGUAUAAAGUUGCGUAGGGUACCUGGGAGAUUUGAGUUGGCUCAAAAAGGGAUUGUCAUGACGGCAUGGCGAGAAGGAUGUCUAUACUGUGGGUUUGCCAAUGGCCCAACAGAUAUAUACCUACAUACCAAAGGGAUUCGCAUCUCAUGAUACCUUUGGAACUCAAGGAAGCAGUUAUAACAGCGAGAAAGGAUACGGGGUAUAAUGCAAGCAGAAUUCACGAUAGCUGCAAGGGAUGCGUUUGUUUUGGGAUCUCGGGCAUUUUCAGCACGGAUUGGUACGAGUAAUGUCUGGCAUGGGGCUGAAGCGAUAGAC